AUGGGCCUCGUCGACUACUCUGAUUCAGAAGACGAAGCACGCGACGAGACGCCGGCUAAGAAAAGAAAGAUGUUGGGCGACAAGAAGGACGACGCGACUGCACUGCCUCCUCUACCCGCCAGCUUCCGGAAUCUGUAUUCAUCGGCGGUGAGAACGAGCACCCAAGACGAUCCAUCUCUCCACGCCGGGAGGAAGCGCGUCAUCCCACAUGUCGCCGGCAAUUGGCCCACACACGUCUAUCUCGAGUGGUUUCCAGAGACAGAUGCAUACAAGGUGCUUUGCCUGGCGCUGAGAGAUGUUCAACACACUCUCGAGGACGGCGUCGAUAAUGUGCACAGCUUACUGCAGAAUGAUCUUGGGGUGCAGCUGCCAUUGCAUAUCUCAUUGUCCCGGCCGCUAGCACUCAAGACCGAGCAAAAGGACGCCUUCUUGGCGGAGCUCAAGAAAGCCAUCUCGGGCACUGGUGUGCGCACCUUCGCAGUGUCCCCGACUAAUCUGAUCUGGCACCCGAAUGAAGAUCGCACAAGAUGGUUCUUGGUUCUGAAGCUUCAGAGGCCUGCUGGAGAUGAACUGCAGCAGAUGCUCGGCGCUUCCAACGAUACUGCCGCUGGCUUCGACCAGCCUUUGUUGUACCAAAAUAAGCAUGCACGCAGCGCGGACAAGUCGGCCAAUACGCCCAUCGAAGCCUUUCACAUCAGUGUCGCCUGGUCUUUGCAGUCUCCUACCGCACAGCCUGCGAAGCAUGGUGGGUUGCAUCAAGCGGUCUCGAGUGCUGUCCUUGAGCAGAUGGGAAAGCUGGAGGUCAACUUCGAGGAGGUCAAAGUCCGGAUCGGCCAAGAUGUUACUUCCAUACCGCUACAGAAGGCCAGAGUCACAGGGCCCACGGUCUGA
This is a messenger RNA of Fulvia fulva, 891 nucleotides long. RefSeq names its product U6 snRNA phosphodiesterase. Lineage: Eukaryota; Fungi; Ascomycota; Dothideomycetes; Mycosphaerellales; Mycosphaerellaceae. The record is from RefSeq and is a predicted model, not a curated record. Gene Ontology annotation, molecular function: 3'-5'-RNA exonuclease activity. Bases 1 to 891 code for a protein of 296 amino acids. Gene Ontology annotation, cellular component: nucleus. Gene Ontology annotation, biological process: U6 snRNA 3'-end processing. The transcript has 2 exons.